CAUCAGACGAAAUAAAACAAUCGACACCAUGAGUAGUUUCAUACCUUAAUUACCUAAAUAUAAGAAAUCCUUAGUAUAAUGAAGUGGGGCUAUUACCAAUAACCCGUGCUUAAAUUUAGUAUCUUCAACAUCAAGUACCAAGCAGAUACGGCGACAAACGAAAAGAUGCUAGUAACAUAAGGCUCGGGCUUCGCGUACAUAUGAGGAAAUAUGGACACACCGGAUGUCUCAAAACUACGGGUACAGGAUGACGAUGGAGUCGGAUCAGAAGCUACUACAGCUCCGUCUGUAGAGAAGAUACAACAACUUCUCAAAACCAAGGACGAUACUUCCAGAUUUGUUGGCUUAGCCCUUCUAAAAUCCGUCUUGGACAAUUCCCCGGAACUACAGAAAGAAAAGGGCGUCAUUGUUUCAUUAUGGAAUUCCAUAUCGCCCAAAUUCUUGGACCGAUUGUUACGGACUGGCUCUCAGUCUGGUUCGGAUCAGAAGAACUCUAGGGAUAUGCUAGACUUAGCUGUCGCCGUUGUUCAUACGUUUGCUGUUUUGUUACCCGACGACGCGAAGCAAGAUACCAAACUUUUAGGUCGAAUACCUAGAUUAGCCAAGGCAGUCCUCCAUAGCUCCAAAGAGACCACAGGGGUCAUAAUAGAAACAUUACUCACUCUUGUCUCUAUCCCCGAUGGUGCCAAGAGUUUCGCCAAUCUCGAUGCCGAAGAUUGGACAUCAUCAAUAGAAAUUGCUCCAGAGCACCCACAUGUACUCACGAUAUUUAUCUGGGCCUGGGAAAGAGGGACUGCUGGUCUUGAGGAUGAACGGUCAAGGGAAGCAAUGAGAACCAAGAUUGAUAGUGGUAUUCAGUCUUUCGUCUCUUCCUUCAUCGGUACCGACGCAACAAGUCUCCUAGAAUUCAUAUCCCAUAUCCUACGAAAUCUGAAUGAGAGCUUAAUACCUCAAAGUCCUAAGUGGCUUGGUUCGGUCGCUAAGCUUGUACGGAACUUAUCCACUAAUAGGCCUACCGCGGCCAGUCGCUCCGCGUAUACAAAUUGCGCAGCUGCUCUACUAGUCACAUAUCCACAAUCAACACCACAAGUACUAUUCCUCGAUAAGAAGGACGCACCAAAACCAUUCUCAUACCUUUUUAUCAACCUUAUCCUGAUAGAGCUACGCGCAACCUUGCCCUCUCUCUUGGAGAAACUUAACGAUCUAGACUAUCCACGGACCUCACAACGUCUCGCCUCCGCUCUAGAAAUUCUGACCGCUUUUAUCGGCCAGCUCAUUGUCUGGACAGAAGAGCUAGACAACCCCAAACCAGGCACAGACCCGACGAAUCUUUGGCUGAAAAUACCUCCCGAGCUUGUCCUAAAACUUAGCAGGUCGAUCGUCGAGACCCUAUCCGUGGUAAUGGAAUACCUCCGGGACCGCUGGGACGCCUCGGUAGCCGGAGCUCAGGGGCUACAUCCGGAAGCACGUACCAGUAAUGCGCAUACCGACUUUGGCUCCCGUAAGACACUUGCCUGGGACUCGAAAGACGAGAGCGCUGCCACGGAUGCUUUCAUAUUAUCUGCUAUCCGCGCGAUCGCGAUCUGGCUUCGAGAUGACGACGGCGACGUGCUGAGGAAAGAAGGCGCGGGGUUGAUGGACAUGUUCAUGGAACUAUACCAGAGUAGUUCAACUUCGUCUCAACUUAACGGGCUUGAUUACAGACUCCCUAUUCUCGCAGCGGUCGAGGGCGUGCUCCAGACGUCGAAGGGUAUUGAAGCAUUUAACUCACACAAUGGUUGGAGGAUUCUAGCCGAUGAUAUGCUUAGGAUUUUGAAUGAGAGCGCGACGCCUAAUGCAUUACUGCGAGAAACAGAUCUUACUCGCCGUACCUGGAUUACUCCUGUACUGCAGAUAGUAGCCGAGAGCGAAACUAGCACACCUGAGGACUGGAUGAGUGUCGUGACGGCCGUCGCGGCUUAUGAUGUACCCGUCAUCCAAGGCCAACAGCGCCUUCUUGACUUCCUUACGGAUGUCUUACAACUUGCCGCAACGUUAAUAGCGAAUGCGGGUCCGGGGAUGAAACAGAGAUAUGUGCAUUCGAUAAGUGCUAUACGAGGAAUCGCGGAACAAAUAAAGAGUCUGGUAAAAGAAAGGAACGGCACGGCGGUUGAAUUGGACGAUAUCAUAUCGACUUUGGAUAGCUAGCCAGCCAGUUUGCGUAAACUGCAAUAAAAAAUCGAUUGGCUAUCAAAACCCGUUUCACCAUUGUUGACUUAGAAGUACCCGAUUCUCAUCUACUUGCCGUAUCAAUCCUGUUGGCCUAGAACUACGCAGGUAUCGUACUUUUGCAGUUAUGGGCCUUCAUUGGAUCGAAGUCCAGACCCUUACUAACACGACAAUCGUAAAUCACCCCACGCAACGCCAACGAUAUCCUGCACGUACUUCUUGAUACUGCCAAGGGAUAAUGAGGGCUAAUUUGUUCAUUAGUUUUCAGCUCUUAUCUACAUGCCUCAUUCUGCUGACGUGUGAUGGGGGCGCCUUCACAUGCUGGCUGCCCUACGGAUACGGGACUUAACACGGGGAAAUUCCGCGUCUCACCUUCUACCUACCUAGGUGAUUAAUCUAUUACAUAUUACGUUGGUCUUUCCGUACCAAUAUUUUUUCCCAAACGUACAUCUCCGAUGGCCGCCCCUUUAUAUGUAGUUCGCCAUAUUCCCCUCCUGGAUGCUCGGUUCGGUCGUAGGCGGGUAUACGAUCUAUUAGAAGAUGAUAGAUAUCCCUCGAAGCAAUAACGCAAUAUAAU
Molecule: messenger RNA, 2785 nt
Organism: Hypoxylon trugodes
Lineage: Eukaryota; Fungi; Ascomycota; Sordariomycetes; Xylariales; Hypoxylaceae
Product: DUF1941-domain-containing protein
Exons: 3
Coding region: 211-2187 (658 amino acids)
Source: RefSeq, a predicted model, not a curated record